ACAUUCCCCCCUGACAGAUUCUGCUUUUCGAUUUACAAUUCGAUAGAAAAAUUUUGAGUUUUACUUUCUGGCGAUGGCGCUACUUUUCGGUUUAUUUGGGCGUCGCCACAUGUCCAUGAUAAUGCGUCAAAAUUUUGCCAAAAGCUGCGAGAAAAAGCUAAACGAUCAGAUCAACAUGGAGCUAAAGGCCUGCCACCAGUAUUUGGCAAUGGCCUUCCACUACGAUCGGGCCGAUGUGAGCUCCCCGGGCGUCCACAGGUUCUUUCUGCAGGCCAGCAACGAGGAGCGCGAGCAUGCCGAGAAGCUCAUGAAGUACAUGAACAAGCGGGGCGGCCUCGUCCGCCUGAGUGCCGUUCCAGAGCCGAUACCCUGCUUUGCGGACACCCUGGCCGGCCUGAAGCAUGCCCUGGAAAUGGAGCUGGAGGUCAACCAGCACCUGCUCGACGUGCACGCCUUGGCCGGGCAGGAGAACGAUCCCAAUCUGUGCGACUUCAUCGAGGCGAACUUCCUGCAGGAGCAGGUCGACGGCCAGAAGGUCCUCGCGGACUACAUACGGCAAAUGGAGCGGGCCAAGGACGAUCUGGGGGAGUACCUGUUCGACAAGUACCUGUCCUCCACGGCAGGCAUGCAUCCAUCCAGCGGUGCCGAAGGACACUGAACCCACCCCACCUCCGUUUUGUAUUGCCAAAAAUUCAUUUCGUGCCUUUGAGAAUAAAGAUUUUGCGACUUAUCAGCCGCUGAAGCAGCAGCAGCAUUAAGUC
Messenger RNA from Drosophila miranda, 761 nucleotides. RefSeq names its product soma ferritin (gene Fer3HCH). Gene Ontology annotation, biological process: iron ion transport; intracellular iron ion homeostasis. NCBI's taxonomy places the organism in Eukaryota, Metazoa, Arthropoda, Insecta, Diptera, Drosophilidae. Gene Ontology annotation, cellular component: cytoplasm. The record is from RefSeq and is a predicted model, not a curated record. Gene Ontology annotation, molecular function: ferrous iron binding; ferric iron binding. The transcript is spliced from 2 exons. Bases 74 to 658 code for a protein of 194 amino acids.